Rubroshorea leprosula is the source of this 4648-nucleotide messenger RNA. The record is from the annotation of a GenBank genome assembly. NCBI's taxonomy places the organism in Eukaryota, Viridiplantae, Streptophyta, Magnoliopsida, Malvales, Dipterocarpaceae.
AUAUCUUCAUUUCACCCAUGAAGCAUCUUUUGAAUAUCAACUUUAAGUGGAAAAUCAUUGAUUCAAACGUGUGCAAUGGUAUCUAUACCUUUGAAACAAAUUUGAACACAGGAAUGCCUUUAAAACGAAGCAUAGAAUAUAUCAGGAAACAGCAUCAAAAAGAUUGUCAGUGUCAGGUAACAUCUUUAAUGUUAAAGCAAAGCAAAAAAAAUUUCUGCCAUCUUCUGCUGCAGUUCUUGGUGAAGACAAUGGCAUCAAGCCAGAAACUCAAGGAUCUCCAAUGGGUUUUGGAAGCAAUCAAAACUGAGAGCCUCAACCUUCACAGUAUCUCAUUCUACCUUUCUCAACCAUCUUCAUGCUGUUACCAAGAAACAGACAAUUCCAUCAACAUUAACAUCUCUGAAGACAGCAAUCAACUUUUCUCUUACAUCCUGAUAGUGCUAGGAACCUCCAAAAACACCCAGCUUUCUCUGAGAAACUUGGAGUUUCAUUUUGUUGAAUGGGAACUAGAACAGGUGCGAAGUCUUCGAGGAUUGCUAGACAGUAACUUGAGCAUUAAACAAGUUGUGUUACGGCAAAAUAGGUUCACCAUAGAAUGUUUAGCAAUGUUUUCUGAGAUUUUGAAGAAAAAUGGAGGUAUCAAAGAGAUCACAUUUUCUGAAUCAGGUAUUGGAACUGUUGGCGCAGGACUUAUUGCUUCAGCACUCAAGGAGAAUGAUAACGUGGAAGAGUUGCAGAUAUGGGAAGACUCAAUUGGAUCAAAAGGUGCAGAGGAGCUCUCAAAGAUGAUAGAAGCAAACUCAAUGCUGAAGCUCUUGACAAUUUUUGACUCAAGUUCAAUUACAGCAACCCCACUAAUAUCUGCUGUUUUAGCAAGAAACAGAGCUAUGGAAGUCCAUGUUUGGAGUGGAGAACAUGGAAUGAAAAGUUCCAAGGUGGUUGAGUUUGUACCUGAGAACAGCACGCUGAGAAUUUACAGAAUAGACAUUUCAGGUGCUUGCCGAGUUGCUUGUGCUCUAGGCUUGAACUCAACUGUGAGGUCUCUUGAUCUGACUGGGGUACUACUCAAAUCCAGGUGGGCUAAAGAAUUCAGGUGGGCAUUGGAGCAAAAUCAGACCUUGAAAGAGGUGACAUUAUCAAACACUUGUCUUAAAGACAAAGGAGUAGUGUAUGUAGCAGCCGGACUUUUCGAGAACAGGAGCCUGGAAAGUUUAUACCUUGAUGGAAACUGGUUCAGUGGGGUAGGUGUGGAACAUUUGCUCUGCCCUUUGAGCAGAUUUUCAACCGUGCAAUUGCAAGCCAACAUUACACUGAAAUCAGUGACCUUUGGGGGAAAGAGAACAAAAAUAGGAAGAGACGGGCUUUCAGCAAUCUUAAAGAUGCUAACAACAAAUGAAACUGUUACCCGGUUAGGGAUUUAUGGUGAUGAAAGCAUGAGGCCUGAUGAUUUUGUAAGGAUAUUCAAAUGCUUAGAGAAAAAUGUUACUCUGAGAAGCUUAUCUCUACACGGUUGCAAAGGAGUUCAAGGAGACAGGGUCUUGCAGACCAUAAUGGAGACUUUACAGGUCAAUCCUUGGAUUGAAGUUAUCGACCUUGCUCAAACACCCCUGGAGAAUUCCAGCAAAGCUGAUGGAAUUUAUCAGAGAUUAGGCCAGAAUGGGAAGACAGAACCCAAAACUGACAUACAUGCUGAUUUGCUCAAGGACAUGACUCUCACAGAGCCUAAAAGCUGUAGGGUUUUCUUCUGUGGCCAGGAAUAUGCUGGAAAGACAACACUUUGCAAUUCCAUAUCACGGAACUUCUCUCCUCCAAAGCUUCCCUAUAUUGAGCAAGUCAGGACACUGGUGAAUCCAGUUGAAAAAGCUGUUAGAACAACCGGAAUGGAAAUAAAGACAUUCAAAGAUGAAGACAUAAAAAUUUCCAUCUGGAAUCUCGCAGGACAGCACGAGUACUACUCCUUCCAUGACCUGAUGUUCCCGGGACAUGGUAGUGCAUCAUUCUUCCUGAUCAUAUCCAGUUUGUUAAGGAAACCAAGCAAUAGAGAACCAAAAACACCAGAAGAAGUAGAAGAGGACCUCCAGUUUUGGCUUAGAUUCAUCGUCUCCAACUCAAAAAGAGCAGUCCAACAAUGCCUGUUACCCAAUGUAACCAUUGUCCUAACCCAUUUUGACAAGAUCAAUCAACCAUCUCAUAAUCUCCAGGCCACAGUGAAUUCAAUUCAAAGACUGAGAGACAAAUUCCAUGGAUUCGUCGAAUUCUAUCCUACUGUAUUCACAGUUGAUGCAAGAUCAUCAGCGUCAGUGAAUAAACUUACCAAUCACACCCGGAGGACAGCCAGGACUAUCCUCCAGAGAGUCCCUAGGGUUUACCAGCUCUGCAACAACCUUAUCCAGAUUCUGUCCGACUGGAGAUCGGAGAACUACAACAAACCAGCAAUGAAAUGGAGAGAGUUUUCCGACAUCUGUCAGGUUAAAGUUCCAGCCUUGAGAAUCCGGUCCCGACAUGAUAACAAGGAGAAUGUGGAAAUGAGGAGGAAAGCUGUGGCGACCUGUCUUCAUCAAUUAGGAGAAGUAAUCUACUUCGAAGAAUUAGGGUUUCUGAUUCUGGAUUCCGAAUGGUUCUGCGGCGAAGUUCUGGGUCAGCUAGUGAAGCUGGAAGUUCGGAAGCAAAGUUCGCCGGAAAAUGGGUUCAUCAGCCGGGAAGAGCUGGAAAAAAUUCUGAGAGGAAGUUUGCAAAGUCACAUUCCGGGGAUAGGUACGAAGGUGUUCGAGAACUUGGAACCCGGCGACCUUGUGAGAAUGAUGAUGAAGCUGGAGCUCUGCUACGAACAGGAUCCAUCGGACCCAAACUCUAUGCUUUUGAUUCCUUCCAUUCUUGAAGAAGGAAGAGGGAGACCGCAGAAAUGGCAACAGAACACCUCCGACUGCAUUUUCGCCGGCCGGCAUCUUGUCUGUGAUAAUUCCAGCCACACUUUUCUAACGCCGGGCUUCUUCCCCCGUUUACAGGUGCACCUCCACAAUAGAAUCAUGGCAUUGAAGAACCAGCAUGGAGCAACAUAUACCCUUGAGAAAUACCUCAUCUCUAUAACCAUAAAUGGCAUUUACAUCAGAGUAGAGCUUGGAGGACAAUUCGGUUACCACAUUGAUGUCCUUGCUUGUUCCACCAAGAGCCUCACAGAAACACUUAGGCUAAUCCAACAGCUCAUAGUUCCGGCCAUUCAGAGCCUAUGUAGUGGUGUAACCUUGACUGAAAAUGUCAUGAGGCCGGAAUGUGUCCGUAAUUUGACUCCCCCCAGGUACCGGAAAACCCAGUUUGUGUCUCUUCAGCAACUAAAACAGGCACUUCUUUCUGUUCCUGCAGAUGGUAUGUAUGACUAUCAGCAUACUUGGGAUCCAGUUUCAGAUUCCGGGAAGCCUGUUCUACGAGCUGGGUUUGAUUUUGCCCGAGACCUCCUAUCAGAUGAUGAUUUCCGAGAAGUACUGCACCGGAGAUAUCAUGAUCUGUACAAUCUUGCUCAGGAGUUGCAAGUCCAACAGGAGAACAACCCGGAUGGAGCUGAUCUUUCUUUGUCAACUGCAGAUGAAACAGAGAAAGUUGAGCCGACUUUUGGUGGGAUUGCUAAGGGGGUGGAAGCAGUUUUGCAGAGAUUGAAGAUUAUUGAACAGGAAAUCAGAGAUUUGAAGCAGGAGAUUCAGGGGCUGAGAUUUUAUGAGCACAGACUACUGAUUGAGCUUCAUCGUAAAGUGAAUUAUCUCCUGAACUAUAACGUCCAGGUUGAAGAGAGGAAAGUGCCCAACAUGUUUUAUUUUGUUAGAACAGAGAACUACACAACAAGAUUGGUCACUAACAUGAUUCCAGGGAUGACUGCUCUCCGGCUGCAUAUGUUAUGUGAAUUCCGGCGAGAAAUGCAUGUUGUUGAAGAUCAGAUUGGUUGUGAGGUGAUGCACAUUGACAACAUGGCAGUGAAGAGCUUGGCUCCAUACAUGACAAAGUUCAUGAAGCUGCUAACCCUUGCUCUGAAAAUUGGAGCACAGUUAGCAACUGGGAUGGCGCAACUGAUACCAGAUUUGAGCAAGGAAAUUGCCCAUCUCGUUGACUCUUCCCUCUUGACUGGAGCAGUUGCUGCAGGGGCCGUUGGAGCUGCAGCAAUGGGACGUAUAAAUAUUUUCAGAAAUAGAGGCAGGGGCGGAGAUAUUCAACAGGAUCUAAGGGCAGCACAACAAUGGAUUGUGGAUUUCUUGAGAGACCGGGGGUGCUCAACUGGGAGGGAUAUUGCAGAGAAGUUUGGUUUGUGGAGGGUGAGAUACAGGGAUGAUGGCCAUAUUGCAUGGAUUUGCAGAAGGCACAUGACCAUCAGAAAACAUGAAAUAAUUGAAGUACCCGUUUAGGAAACAAUGGUUUCUGGGAAAUUAUUUUCUGAGAAAACAAACAGGAAGGGAGAGAAGGUAGGAGCUAGCUUCUUUGUUCUGCUGCUUCUCAAUGUACCCAGUUUCUCAGUUUCUAUCAUAUUUACUCUUUUCCCACUGUUUAAGCUUAAAAGAAGAACUAAUUCCUCAUUCCACUACCAUGUUUCUUUUUUUUUUUUUUUUUGCCGACAUUACACAACCACGUUAUUGAUCUCAAUUUGCAAUAACAGCUUCUACUGUUC